Austrofundulus limnaeus is the source of this 1464-nucleotide messenger RNA. RefSeq names its product keratin, type II cytoskeletal 8. The record is from RefSeq and is a predicted model, not a curated record. NCBI's taxonomy places the organism in Eukaryota, Metazoa, Chordata, Actinopteri, Cyprinodontiformes, Rivulidae. Gene Ontology annotation, biological process: intermediate filament organization; keratinization. Gene Ontology annotation, molecular function: structural constituent of skin epidermis. Gene Ontology annotation, cellular component: keratin filament.
CUUGAUUCUCUCCUCCUCAGCAGCGUCUCUCCUACCAUCCACAGACCCCAUCCUCCACUACGUGAUCAUGUCUGUCAGAGCCCUGAAGACCACCACCUUGUCCACUGUGUCGUCCUCCAGGGGCCCCGCCCAGGGCUACAGCAGCCGCUCGUUCUCCGGCUACGGGGGCCCGGGCUCGGGCAGUGCCAGGCAGAGCUACGCUGUCCGCAGCUCCUACGGAGGAGUGGGCAGCAGUGGGGCUGCUGUGGGUGCUGGGGGCUUCAAGAUGGCCAGCGGGUUUGGGGGAUCGGGACACAGAGGAGGUGGCGUGGAGUUUGGCUAUGUGGGCUUUGGAGGAGGUGGUAAUGAAGUGCUGGCCCCCAUUACAGCUGUGACCGUCAACAAGAGCCUGCUCGCCCCCCUGAACCUGGAGAUCGACCCCACCAUCCAGACCAUCCGCCUCCAGGAGAAGGAGCAGAUUAAGACCCUCAACAACCGUUUUGCUUCCUUCAUCGACAAGGUGCGCUUCCUGGAGCAGCAGAAUAAGAUGCUGGAGACCAAGUGGAAGCUCCUGCAGGAACAGACCACGUCUCACUCCAACAUUGACUCCAUGUUCGAGGCCUACGUCGCCAGUCUGCGGAGGCGGCUCGACAACUUGGGGCACGAAAAAGUCAAGCUGGAGUCUGACCUGCACCACAUGACGGGCCUGGUGGAGGACUACAAAAACAAUAUGCAGAGAUGCAGAAGUCAGCAGGAAGAUAUGACGACGACCUAAAGUCAACCAGAGCUGAGAUUGCUGACAUGAACCGCAGGAUCAUGAGGCUUCAGUCUGAAAUUGAAAUGGUUAAAGUGCAGAGAAACAGCCUGGAGGCUCAGAUCGCAGAGGCCGAGGAGCGAGGAGAGCUGGCCGUGAAGGAUGCCAAGCUCCGCCUCCGAGACCUGGAGGAAGCUCUGCAGAGGGCCAAACAGGACAUGGCCCUGCAGGUCCGCCAGUACCAAGAACUGAUGAAUGUGAAGCUGGCUCUGGACAUUGAAAUCGCUACAUAUAAAAAACUUCUAGAGGGAGAGGAGAUCAGGUUAGCAACAGGAAUAAAGACCAACGUGACGAAGCAGACUUCUUUCAACUUUAAUGCCUUUGGCCUGGAGAGUUCCCGCAUCCCAUCUUACACCUCUGGUUCCAUCUCAGCUCUGGAAGGAGGGGCAGUGAAGAUCACCUCGGUCACCAAAAGUGAAACGAUGGUGAAGAAGGCCGAGGUGAAGGAGGAGGAGCAGCAGGAUGCACCGACUGAAGAGUCAUCUGCUGCAGAGAAGAAGGAGCAGGAGCAGGAAGAAGAGGAGGAGGGAGAAGCUGUGGCUGAAGAGUGAUGUCUCCUCUUCAUCUGGCCAACUCAUGAUUUUGAUCUUAAAGUUAAAAAAAACAUUGUCCCCUAAAAUACAGGUUUUGCAUUAAACUGGAAUCUCUAAUAAAAAGGUGCUUACGUUUCA